AUGCACCUCCCCUCCGAAUCCUCAGAAGAUCGUAACGCGGUUCUGCACAUCGUACGGGACCUGAGGGGAGAUGCCAUUGGCGCUCUAGAUCACCCACUCGCCUCGAGCUCGGACUAUCCCGACGUAGUGCUUGAAGUAGCAGCAAAUCUCUCGCAUGGGCGGCCCAGCUCGGAUUACUUGAUUCUGUGGGAACUAAUCCUGCAGCAUUGGUUUCCGCAGGACCAAGGCUAUCGGAUCCAGCAUGAAUGGAAACUGCCACACUCGUCGUCGUGUUCGACUCUUGCCGUGUUCGAUCAGCAUAGUAACACUCCCGUCCUUCUCCUACAGCUCUGCGCGCUCGAAGACUUCGACGAUAUCCAGACACGUGCAACUGCGGAGGCGUUCUCCGAAGAGGACUUCCACCACGUUGCGCAGUACUGUAGCUCCGGUCCGCUCUGUGCUCUGACUGCCAUGGGGCAGAGGUGGAUGGCGUUCCAGCGCUUCGACGCCUUGACUGGCCGUGAGGCACCACAACUUAGCGGAGAGAGGCGCGUUCAAUGGAUGGAUGAUGCCAUUUCAGAGUUGUCAUACGAUCUUCUCCGGAGUCUGCUUGUGGAUCUCAAAGAAGGUGUUCGAGUGCUCCGCCUAAAUCACUAG
Mycena citricolor is the source of this 636-nucleotide messenger RNA. Lineage: Eukaryota; Fungi; Basidiomycota; Agaricomycetes; Agaricales; Mycenaceae. The record is from the annotation of a GenBank genome assembly.